Blastocystis hominis is the source of this 1227-nucleotide messenger RNA. RefSeq lists its product as hypothetical. NCBI's taxonomy places the organism in Eukaryota, Bigyra, Opalinata, Blastocystidae. The record is from RefSeq and is a predicted model, not a curated record. Gene Ontology annotation, cellular component: RNA N6-methyladenosine methyltransferase complex. The transcript is spliced from 7 exons. Bases 1 to 1227 code for a protein of 408 amino acids.
AUGGUUCCGGUACCACACGAAGUGUGUAUAUGUAACGGAGUCAGUGACGGAGCUUUGAUCCGAUGUUCGAAUUGUGGGACAUUAUAUCACUGUUCAUGCGUUGGAGUUGAUGAGGCGAAAGCCGCAUCAAUGAAGAACUGGAUUUGUGAAUUUUGUACUUUUGAGGAUCCCAACGAUGUAGACGACGAUGAAGAGGAAUAUAUAUUUGAAAGAGACGAAUCGGUGCAUAGGAGGCGAAAUAGGUACGACAGUCACCGCAGUCAGGGAUUUUCUUCACUGUCUGACAUGUUCUCCGGGUCAAUCGAAGAAAUGAACGAACGCAACUUGAUGAAGGCGAUCAGCUCAAUCGAGCAGAAACUCCUCAUCGAGGACGAGUCCCCAUCCAUCCACAACCCCGACGAGGGCAAGAAAACGAGUUCGAGACAAGCCAGCGAUUUCUCGACGAUGCUCUCCUCCUAUCCAGAGCUCAAAUCUCUCCGUCACGACCUGCAGCGCAAGCACCUUCUGCACCGCCUGGUCCGCGUGAAAGACCUCUCCCCCGUGAAUCCGAGUCGUUCUGGCGACGGAGCCGACGACCUCACGGAGCCCAUGCGAUACUGCGUGCAAACGCUCUCACGAUACGAUCCCCCUCCUGACAGCGUUCCCUUACGUGCGGAUAUCCGCACAUUCGACUGGGAGCGGCUCGCCAAAGCGCAGCGCGAGCUCACAGGGAGGCUGUUUGACGUGAUUAUGAUGGACCCGCCAUGGCAAUUGGCUACGGCCAAUCCCACACGCGGCGUAGCGAUCGCAUAUGAGCAGCUAGGCGACGAUGUGAUUCGAUUGAUGCCGCUGGAUCUGAUCCAAACCGAUGGCUAUCUCUUUCUGUGGGUCAUCAACGCCAAGUACCGAGUGGCGUUGGACCUGCUGGAGGGAUGGGGCUACACGUUCGUCGACGAAAUCGCGUGGGUGAAGUGCAAUCGGAGUCGACGCCUGGCGAAGAGCCACGGGUUUUAUCUUCAGCACUCGAAGGAAACGUGUUUGGUGGCGAGAAAGGGAAAUCCGCCACCGCUGACGAACUUUGGGUUUGAACCAGAUGUGAUUUAUUCGGAGCGACUGGGGCAGAGUCAGAAGCCGCUCGACAUCUACGAGAUGAUAGAGCGGCUAGUGCCGAACGGAUACUAUUUGGAAGUGUUUGGAAGGCGCAAUAAUCUGCGGGACAAUUGGGUGACGAUUGGAAACGAGUUGUAA